Schistocerca piceifrons (Central American locust) is the source of this 2444-nucleotide messenger RNA. RefSeq lists its product as uncharacterized. Gene Ontology annotation, cellular component: plasma membrane. Gene Ontology annotation, biological process: apoptotic process involved in development; phosphatidylserine exposure on apoptotic cell surface; engulfment of apoptotic cell. The transcript is spliced from 8 exons. NCBI's taxonomy places the organism in Eukaryota, Metazoa, Arthropoda, Insecta, Orthoptera, Acrididae. The coding region runs from base 208 to 2409 and encodes 733 amino acids. The record is from RefSeq and is a predicted model, not a curated record.
AUUGUGUUGAACACAUAAUUGUUGUUAAUUUUGUCGUUGGUACUGUAUAGAACACGCAAAUAUGGAUUGUCACGCAAAUUCCUCGCAUUCCAAAGUUACACGGGGAAUAAAGUUUCAGGAAGCGGAAUGGCCGAGGUACUCAACGCCUGAAUGAAGAUGUUGAAUAAUAAUGACCCUGAUCGGUAAAGCAUUUGCGCCAAGGACAUUAUGGCUCACCACGAAUUUCUUCCCUUAUGUGACGUUCUAUUUAACAUAAUAUCUUUAGCGUCCUAUUUCUGUGAUGUUGUGUUUGAUGUUGUUAUGGGUUAUGCUUUGUUUGAACGUGGUCGACACGUAUGGUUUGCUGUUUCAUUGACUUUUGUUGCUACGUCUCUUGUGAUUAGUCAAGUCAUAUCUUUAAAAUGGUAUAUAUGUGCGUGUGAAUCCCGGAGAAAAGUGAAAGAAAAGUCUAAGAAUGAAGAUGCUGCGACGGCACCGACGUCAAAUAAUCGAGAACGUUGCUUUCAAUGGCUUGUGGGUCUGUUACAUGUCAUCCAGUGCGGAGUUUUGUGGCGCUAUUUUAAGUUAUUCAUACCAGUUGAUCUUCGUUAUGUGAAGCACGAAGUGAGAGACUUGUGUAUGCUAAGAUUAUUUCAUGCUUUUUGUGAGGCAGCUCCAAUGUUACUAGUCCAGCUUUAUCUUUUGUGGCAAGAGACUUCACCGAAGAAUUUUAGUGACUUAAAUAUAGUGUCGACAGUGUUGUCUCUUUUUAGUGUUUGUUGGGCUUUGGCCUCGUUUAGCAAAAACGUUAGACUUCAAAAUGUGCAUCGAUUAGUUUUAACAUGGCUAGGCGUGAUAUUUCAAUUUAUGUGGCGUUUAGGAACAGUCUCAUCACGUGUAACAGCAUUGACUGUGUAUGCUACAUUGUAUGGACACUGGGUGUUUCUGGUGAUCGGGCUGCACUGGAUAUCAAUGUUUCUGUGGCUCAUUUCCCCAAAGAAUGUCUUUCAUGGUGAAAGGAUAUCAAGACGGAGGAAGGCUGCCUUCUCAGCUCUCAUAGCAUUUGUAUAUGUUUUCUCAUAUAUAAAUUUGCAGGAAGUUAAUCCUCGGCAGAAAAUGGCAACAUUUUAUGUAGUCAUGUUUCUGGAAAAUGCCCUGUUGGUUACUGCCUGGCUUGUUGGCGUGUGGAGUGAAGCACCCUGGUAUCGAAACACUGUGCCGAUAGUUGUGUUCGUUUCAUUUGCAACUGGAAUUUGCUUCAUGAUUCUCUACUACCGGUAUUUUCAUGUCAGAAGGUUACGUUAUGAAGCAGGUGGAAGACCAAAUACUUAUAACAACAAUUGUGAUUCCACACAGAGAUUAGCUAAUGUAAAUAAUGUAAACUGUGGUGAAGUGGUGGCCCAUGGCAAAGAUGAACAAACUGCAGUGGCAAAAGAAGUGCACUGUAGUGGGAAGGCAGUCAAUAACUGCCAGCAGCGGUGCACCAAUGGUUACCUGCCCUACCAGCAUGGAGGCAUACCUGGCGUGUUCAACUGUCGCUUCAACAAUCCAGUUACUUCAACAGCUGCAACUAAAAGGAAAAAGAAGAAGCCAACAUCAUUUGUCCCUCCUCCUGCUGUUACUGCACUACCUUCUGUUGGUGUACCCAGUCUGUCCAUUCAACAACAACAAAACUGCUUGCAAGAACCCUACAGCAGCAAUAUGUCACUACAGCUACAGAACUCUGUUCCAUUUUGGAGGAGGCCUUUGCCAAACAACCAACACAAUCAUCAGGUAAAUGGUGGCUCAAGUGAAAAUGAAGCAAGCAGUGUUGGCUCAAGGGUGAACAUACAGCAGAAACUGCAGGAAAAGAAACAGAAGCAGUUAGCAGAGCUUCGGAUAAUUGAGGAAGAAAUAAAGCAGGGUAAAAUACAGAGACCAGGUUCAGGUGCACCGUCAGGUGUCGGCGAUGACUUUGGCUCACUGCCUCGGCAGCCGAUACCGAGAGCUAAGCGACACAACCAGGGUGGUUGGCCACCACCGACACCUCCGAGUUCCAGAGCUCUGCCACCACCAUACUCUUACCAUUUACUCCCACCCCCACGUGCGAAGCAUCGUUCCAAAACACCUGAGAUUCUCCUGGCGCCUCAUUACCUCGAGGGCAACAGCAUCUACUGCAGCUGGGAGCACGAACGAGGCCCUGUAUAUCGGUUGUCAGAUGAUGACCACAUGGACAGGGAGUGCAGCAGCGACCACGGAUCGAGCUACUCGGAGGCGGCGGCCCGGGGAGCGAAGGAUGCCGGCUGCGACAGUGGGAGUGCAGGGGAUGUUGAUUCAGGAGAUGAAACUCCACAUCACAACCACGAACCGCCUCAGCACCAUUCGAGACCUGUGAGAAUGCGGCCAUAUCGGGGUUAUGUAAGAAGAGAUCUGCAUGAAACAAAACUGUGAUUAGUAUUUUUUAUGUUACUACACUGUAAAUUGUA